AUGGAAGAAGAAAUUUUAUAUAAAAUUAUUUUAGUUGGUGAAAGUGGUGUUGGAAAAUCAAGUAUAUUAGUUAGAUUUACAGAUAAUACAUUUAGUCAACAUUUCGCACCAACUUUGGGAGUAGAUUUUAAUGUAAAAACAAUUAGAAAUAAAGAGACAGGACAAACAGUUAAAUUACAAUUGUGGGACACUGCAGGUCAAGAAAGAUUCAAAUCAAUUACACAAACAUUUUAUAGAGGAUCACAUGGUGUUAUUGUAGUAUACGAUGUUACAGAUCCAAAAUCAUUUGAAAGAUGUAAAAAUUGGGUAGAGGAUAUUAAUCAAUACACUCAAGAUGGUAUGAUCAUCAUUUUAGUUGGUAAUAAAUCCGAUAUGGUAGCUCAAAGAAAAGUUACUUUUGAACAAGGUCAAGAAAUGGCUGAACAAUUAAAAACUAAAUUUUUAGAAGUUUCUGCAAAAGAAAAUAAUGGUGUAACUCAAGUUUUCGAUUUAUUAGUUCAAGAUAUUGAAGCAACAAUGAAGAAUAGUAAAGUGGCACAAAACCAAUUAAAUUUAAAUUCAGAAGUUGGUCAAAAGAGAGGCUGUUGUUAA
Messenger RNA from Dictyostelium discoideum AX4, 591 nucleotides. It is a transcript of the gene rabC, whose product is annotated as Rab GTPase. The transcript has 5 exons. Gene Ontology annotation, molecular function: GTP binding; GTPase activity. The coding region runs from base 1 to 591 and encodes 196 amino acids. Lineage: Eukaryota; Evosea; Eumycetozoa; Dictyosteliales; Dictyosteliaceae. The record is from RefSeq and is a predicted model, not a curated record. Gene Ontology annotation, cellular component: plasma membrane.